Messenger RNA from Castor canadensis (American beaver), 957 nucleotides. Lineage: Eukaryota; Metazoa; Chordata; Mammalia; Rodentia; Castoridae. The record is from RefSeq and is a predicted model, not a curated record.
AUGAUCUACCACUAUUUUCCCCACAGCCUGCACAAGGAUAAUCCUGAAGAACUGUGCUACACAGGACUCCUCAGCCAAGGCCACCUAGUGGCUCUAAAGACUGCCUUGCUUUUCCACAGUGGGGUUGGGACUGUGGCCAAUGUCAUUCUAUUUUUCCAUAAUGUAUCUCCACUCUUGGUUGGACAUAGACUGAGACCCACACAGGUGCUUUUCACCCACCUGGCCUCAGCCAAUACCUUGGUUCUUCUCUCUACUGGGAUCCCCCACUCCAUGGUGGCUUUUGUUCCAAGGAAUUCCCUGUCCAGUCUUGGAUGUAAACUUACCUACUACAUUCACCAAAUGGGUCAUACUGCCACUCUGUGCUCCACCUGUGUUCUGAGCAUCUAUCAGGCUGUCACUGUCAUCCCUAUGAAUGCAGGGAGGAUAAUAAUCAAAGGAAAAGCCCAGGAGAUCACUAGACCUUCCUGCUACACCUGUUGGAUGUUCAGUACCUUAAUAAAUGUCUAUAUUCCCAUGAGAGUCACUGGCCUACAGGACAAACACAACUACACUGAUACAGAAGUCCAGUGGUUCUGCUCAUCCUUGGGUCCUAGUGUGGGCUUUGUUAUCUUGUUGUUCAUCUCCAAAGCCACAUUUAUUGGCCUUACAGGCUCAGCCAGUGGCUCCAUGGUUCUUCUCCUGUGCAGACACCACAAGAGAAAACAGCAUAUUCAUACUUCCAACUUAUACCACAAAGGCCCCCCAGAAUCCAGAGCUGCUCACACCAUCCUGAUGCUGGUGGCCUUCUUCAUCUUUUUUUACAUACUCGAUUCCAUUUUUACUUUUUAUAUCACUGCUUUUGUGCAGUCUCACCUAUGGGUGAUACAUGUCUCUUACAUUUUGAAUUCAUGUUUCCCUACUGUUUGCCUCAUACUGCUGAUUUUUAGGGAUCCUAGAACUCCUAGUUUCUGCUUUUGA